Molecule: messenger RNA, 1215 nt
Organism: Spirodela intermedia
Lineage: Eukaryota; Viridiplantae; Streptophyta; Magnoliopsida; Alismatales; Araceae
Source: the annotation of a GenBank genome assembly
AUGGCGUGGCGGCUGCUCCAAGGCGGCGAGAGGAAGCUCCGCUCCGCCGUGGCCGCCGUGGCCGUCGCCGGCGGAGGCGGCGUCGGCGGGGCGGCCUUCACGACGGCGCUCCCCCACCUGAACGCGAGGAAGAGGAAGAAGCGGAAGAAGAAGGAGAGCCCCCGCACGGCGCUGGUACAGAAGGAGGCGUUCCUGCGGAUCCCACAUUUCGAGGAGAUUGUCCAGAGGGACGCCCUCUUCCGAUUCAUCAGCCGCAGCAAGGAUUUCCUCUCCCGGCAGCCGGAGCACGUCCUCCUUCUCGACGACGCCGGGAAGCUCCACCGCGAACUAGGGUUCCCCCGCGGCCGCAAGGUCUCCCGCUUCGCCGCCCGGCACCCUCUCCUGCUGCAGGUUUACCGGCACAGCGACGGCAAGUCCUGGAUCGGAUUUACCGAUCUCAUGGAGGAGCUCCUGGAGGAAGAGGCGGUGGUCAUGGAUUCCACGGAGCCGUCUAGGGUUCUGGCCGUCCGCAAGCUGCUGAUGAUGUCCAAGGAGCGGCGGAUCCCCCUCAGCAAGCUCCAUCACUGCCGCCAUCUGUUCGGCCUCCCGGAGGACUUCCGGGAUCGCGUCCCCAAAUAUUCGGAUUACUUCCGAGUGGUGAUCGAUCCGGCUGACGGCCAGCGGAUCCUGGAGCUGGUGGAUUGGGAUCCUAAGCUCGCCGUCAGCGCACUUGAGAAGGACUUCGUCUCCGACGAGGAUAGGGUUCGGCGCACCUUCCAGUUCCCCCUCCGGCACGGCAAGGCGCUUGGUCUCUCGGAGGAGGACGAGAGAAGGAUGGUCAUGGCGAACACGCUCCCCCUCGUCUCGCCCUAUUCCGACGGCUGGCGGCACGAUCUGUGGACGCUAGAAGCUGAGAAGUACCGCGUCGGGGUGAUCCACGAGUUCCUAACCCUAACCCUAGAGAAGCGGGCAUCCAUACACCAUAUCGUGGAGUUCAAGGAGGAGCUCAGCCUCACGAAGCAUACCUACCAGAUGCUUCUGAAGCAGCCUCGGGCGUUCUACCUCGCCGGCACGGAGAUGAACUGGGCGGUGUUCCUGAGGGAUUGGUACAGCGAGGAUGGGACGCUGAUGGAAAAGGAUCCGCUGGUGCUGUUCAACGAGAAGCUGCAUCAGUAUGCUCUGAUGACGAAGAUGGAAACAAACGGUAAAUCCUCCGAAGAUAUUGUCUGCAGCUGA